This is a messenger RNA of Hemicordylus capensis (graceful crag lizard), 495 nucleotides long. Its product is annotated as granzyme A-like. The transcript is spliced from 3 exons. Gene Ontology annotation, molecular function: serine-type endopeptidase activity. The record is from RefSeq and is a predicted model, not a curated record. Gene Ontology annotation, biological process: proteolysis. Bases 1 to 495 code for a protein of 164 amino acids. Lineage: Eukaryota; Metazoa; Chordata; Lepidosauria; Squamata; Cordylidae.
AUGGUGAGGUGCGAAUGCAAGGGUGCAUGCGAUGCAAGGCUUAAAACACAUGCAGAGCUAAAUGACAAUGUAAGAACCAUCACACUUCCCAGCACUAGCUGUGAUGAUGACAUUGAGGCAGAAACAGAGUGUUUAGUAGCCGGAUGGGGUGAUGGUAACAGACGGAUAUUUCGAAAGGAUACACUGCAUGAAGUUAAUGUUACCAUCAUUGAGAGAGAGAUCUGCAAUGAUGAAAAUCACUAUAAUAGUCGUCAUUUUGUGACAAAGAAGAUGGUGUGUGCAGGAGACAGUGGGAAGGAUUCAUGUCAGGGUGACUCUGGUGGCCCUUUAAUAUGCAAUGGGAAACAAAGAGGCAUUGUCUCCCAUGGUGGAAAAUCAAAUAAGUGGUUUUUGAAAAAUAUUUGUGGCCACACUAAAUACCCUGGUGUCUAUACUCUUCUCACAAAGGAGCAUCUUGACUGGAUAAGGCAAACCAUCCAGGAUUACACAAACUGA